This is a messenger RNA of Aspergillus sclerotioniger CBS 115572, 945 nucleotides long. RefSeq names its product dihydrodipicolinate synthase family protein. Bases 1 to 945 code for a protein of 314 amino acids. The record is from RefSeq and is a predicted model, not a curated record. Lineage: Eukaryota; Fungi; Ascomycota; Eurotiomycetes; Eurotiales; Aspergillaceae. The transcript has 8 exons. Gene Ontology annotation, molecular function: 4-hydroxy-tetrahydrodipicolinate synthase activity.
AUGGCACCAGGAAAGACACGGACAUUGAAACCUGGGGUGUAUGCCCCGUUACCUACCUUUUUCGACGAUAAUCAGGAACUCGAUUAUGGCAGCUACAAGAAACAUUUGCUCAACCUUGCCACGAGGGGAAUGGUCCCCGUAUGUGCCGGCUCCCUAGGAGAGGCAGUUCACUUGAGCUUUGAUGAACGAACCUCCUUAAUCCGCUUCAUCCGCGCCACGCUGGACGAGGCCGGUCUGAACGAAACCCCCAUCAUAGCUGGUGUCGGAGGCCUCAGCACACGCGAAACCAUCACUCUGGCCCGCGCAGCCGCAGAAGCAGGAGCCGACGCCGGCAUGGUAAUUCUCCCCGCCUACUACGCCGCCAGUCUCAAUACCGACCAUAGCCAAAUCAUCCAAUACUAUGUCGACAUCUGCGACGCAUCUCCCAUCCCAAUCCUCCUCUACAACUUCCCCUCGAACGCCGGCGGCCUCGACAUGUCCUCCUCCACCAUCCAAUCCAUAAUGGAACGAUCCCCGAACCUCUGCGGACAUCCCAAACUCCUCCGACUAACAUCCGCCCUAAAAGCCAACCCGGAACUCAACGCCUCCCGUGCAUUCCCCUUUCUACUCCUCGACGGGCUCAUUGCAGACCUAACACCGUGGAUGCAAUCAGGCGGACACGGGACCGUAAGCGGGAUACCGAAUUUCGCACCUGCCACGGCAAUGAGGCUUUGGGAGUUGGUUAACCUUAAGGAGCCGAGUGGGGAAGAAGUAAUUGAGAGGGAGAGAUUGCAGGGUGUGGUGGGGAGGGCGGAUGUGGUUGCUUAUGUGUUGAAUAAGGUGCAUGGGUAUGGGAAGGAUCCGAGGAGACCGUUGUUGCCGUUGGGAGAGGAUGAAGGGGAGGAGUUUCUGGGUGCGCUGGGGGAGUUGUUGGAGGUGGAGAGGGAGAUUAGUGCUCGUGGAUAG